Messenger RNA from Brachypodium distachyon (stiff brome), 1552 nucleotides. RefSeq lists its product as uncharacterized. Gene Ontology annotation, molecular function: oxidoreductase activity; antioxidant activity. Bases 106 to 843 code for a protein of 245 amino acids. The record is from RefSeq and is a predicted model, not a curated record. The transcript is spliced from 9 exons. NCBI's taxonomy places the organism in Eukaryota, Viridiplantae, Streptophyta, Magnoliopsida, Poales, Poaceae.
CUGAUCGUUUUUCGCCGGACAUUCGCGGAUGAUCUAUUCGCGGAUAGAGGCAGCCACACAGCGACACAGGUGCAGCGCAGCGCCUGUCAGCCAGAGCGAGCCGCCAUGUCCGUGGUCGCCUCGAGCGCCGCCGGAGUGAGCGCCUCCCUGCUCUCUUCUUCCCCCUCCUCCUCAUCCCGCCCACUUCCCCACCAGAACCGCGCAUACCGGUCCCUCACCUCGCCGGCAGCGAGCAGGGGAGGAAGCCGUAGGCGGCGGCGGCUCCAGGUGCACGCAGCCAGGACGGAGUCCACCGGGGUUUCCGUGGGCUUCCGCGCCCCACAAUUCGAGCUCCCGGAGCCACUGACAGGGAGAGUCUGGACAUUGGAUGACUUCGAGGUUUACCCUGCUUUACUGGUUAUGUUCAUAUGCAAUCACUGUCCAUUUGUAAAACAUCUGAAAAAAGAUAUUGCGAAGCUCACCUCAUUCUACAUGGAGAAAGGACUUGCUUCAGUCGCCAUAUCCUCAAAUUCAAUUGUGACACAUCCCCAGGAUGGUCCUGAUUUCAUGGCCGAGGAAGCAAAAUUGUUUAAAUACUCUUUUCCUUAUCUGUAUGAUGAGUCUCAAGAAGUUGCUAAGGCUUUUCAAGCAGUCUGCACACCAGAGUUUUACUUGUUCAAAAAGGAUGGGCGAAGGCCUUUUGAACUUUUCUACCAUGGGCAGUUUGAUGAUUCAAGACCAAGUAGCAAUGCGCCAGUCACUGGAAGGGAUUUAAGCCGUGCAAUCGACUGUGCACUUAGUCGCCAAGAAUUACCUUUCGUGCCAAAACCAAGUGUUGGGUGCAGCAUUAAAUGGCAUCCAUGAAUAGAUUGAUUAUAGCGUUUGAGGCAAGCACAUGCAUUUUUUUUCUCGAACGAAAGGUGGAACAUGUGGUUGAGGUGAGGUGAUCAUGCUCAUUGGCAAUUUUAUUGUGCAAAGCUUGAAAUUUCAAACAGACAGAAAAUGGAAAAGAACUCAUCCUGUAAUUGUUGGGUCUUGUGAAUGUUUGUCAUAAGGAGGCAGCAUACCUUUUUGCAGCAAUAACGUUUCCAUUGGCGGUUGAUGAAGCUGACUUCUGCAGCGGUGGUAAUUGUUCGGGAUCAGAAUUGCUGAGACGAAAAGGAUUUGAUGUUAUACUUUUUGACAUUCUAGCACAAUUGGCAGCAAAAAAGCAAGACAUUUGCACAAUUGACUGUUAAAAAGACAUUUGCACAAUAGGCUAUAGUAUAUAUUGAUCAAAGUAGACAAAACCAAAUGUGGUACUCCCUCCGUCCAAUAAAGGAUGUCUCAAUUUUGACUAAAUUUGAAUGAGUCUAUACACUAAGUCAUGUCUAGAUACAUCCAAAUUUUGACAAACUUGAGACAUCUUUUGUUGGACGGAGGAAUUACUUCUUAUAUAAGACCCAAUAGAUAGCUUCCUCACUUAUAGAGGUUUGCUGGUGGUUAGUCACCCGAAAUAUCUGAAGAGCUAUUUAAAGUCAAGCAGCCAUGAGGUCUCAAAUUCAAAGCUCGAUCAAUACACCAUUAAUACAAA